CGCUUUCACUCAAAGUGAACUUGAUUUCUGAGGAGACUUUAACUCAUAUCAGUGCUCAUUCUUUGUCUUCUGAGUUGUCCCACUACCACAACACCCGGAUUUGGUUGAUCGAGUGAGUUUAAGAAAACACAGCCAUGUGCAGCUGUGUGCGGAGCUCCAGGGCAAUGGCUCCUGCACUGCUUCCCAGGCUGCUGCUCCCUCAGACGGGGAUCAGACUGGCUGGCAGGGGGCUCUGGACCUCUCCCCAAUGCCUGGCUGUCAGCGGGGACAACCAGCUCCCUCCUCUGCCGAGCCAGGCCCGGGUUGUAAUCUGUGGAGGAGGUAUUGUUGGGACGUCAGUGGCCUACCACCUGGCUAAACUGGGCUGGAAGGAUGUAGUUCUGCUUGAGCAGGGCAGGCUUGGUGCAGGAACAACUAGACUGUGUGCAGGCAUUCUGAGCAUGGCUAAACCUAUUUCCAUUGAGUCUCAGAUGGCCAACUACUCCAGCAGCCUUUAUCAGCAGCUAGAGGGGGAGACUGGUGUCAAAACAGGUUAUGUGAAGACAGGUUCUUUGUGUUUGGCACAGAAUCAAGAUCGCUUCAUUUCACUGAAACGUUUGGCAACUAGACUCAGAGUGUUGGGGAUCAGCUGUAAUAUCAUUAAACCUAAAGAGAUAGCUAAACUCCACCCUCUAGUUAAUAUUCAUGACCUGGUGGGGGCGCUCCAUCUCCCAGAUGAUGCUGUGGUGUCCUCUCCUGAUGUCAACCACGCGCUGGCUGUAGCUGCUGCGCGACAAGGGGUUCAGAUUCUGGAGCGUACCACGGUUCAGCAGGUGGUGGUGGAGAAGGGCCACGUCACGGCGGUGGAAACUGAUCGCGGCUCCAUUGAAUGUGAUUAUUUUGUCAACUGUGCCGGCCAGUGGGCCUAUGAGCUGGGUCAGGCCAGCGAGGUGAAGGUGUCGGUUCCCCUCCACGGCUGCGAGCACUUCUACCUCCUCACCAAACCUCCACAGGAGCCACUUUCCCCCCACAAUCCAGUUAUAAUCGAUAUGGAUGGGAGGAUGUACGCACGGCCGUGGCAAGGAGGCCUUUUGUCUGGAGGCUUCGAGAAGAACCCUAAACCCAUCUUCACCGAGGGCCGCAACCAGCUGGAGAUCCAGAACAUGCAGGAGGACUGGGAUCACUUUGAGCCGAUGCUCAGCGCUCUGCUGAGGAGGAUGCCGAACCUGGAGUCAGCAGAGAUCCAUCAGUUGGUCAACUGUCCGGAGUCCUUCACACCCGACAUGCGCUGUCUGAUGGGGGAAACGCCUGGUGUUUCUGGUUACUACGUGCUGGCAGGGAUGAACUCCUCGGGUCUGGCCUUCGCCGGAGGAGCUGGGAAGUACCUGGCAGAGUGGAUGACCUACGGCUACCCCACCGCCAACGUCUGGCCUCUGGACAUCAAGCGCUUCGGAAACCUGCAAAGCAGCAGAACCUUCCUGCGACACAGAGUGAUGGAAGUCAUGCCGCUGCUGUAUGAGCUGAAGGUUCCUCGCUGGGACUUCCAGACCGGCCGGCAGCUGAGGACGAGUCCCCUCUAUGACCGCUUGGACACCCAAGGGGCGCGCUGGAUGGAAAAACAUGGCUUUGAAAGACCCAAAUACUUUGUUCCACCAGGAAAAGAUCUGCUUUCCCUGGAUCAGAGUAAGACCUUUUAUAAGCCAGACUGGUUCGAUAUUGUUGGAGCAGAAGUGAAAUGCUGCAAAGAGGCCGUCUGUGUCAUCGACAUGUCCUCCUUCACCAAGUUCGAGCUCACUUCUACAGGGGAGCAGGCUUUGGAGCUGCUGCAGUAUCUGUGUGCCAACGACCUGGACGUCCCGGUCGGACACAUCGUUCACACCGGCAUGCUGAAUGAGAGAGGAGGCUAUGAGAACGACUGCAGCGUGGUGCGCAUCAGCAAGAACAGUUUCUUCAUCAUCUCUCCGACUGACCAGCAGGUCCACUGCUGGUCUUGGAUAAAGAAGCACAUGCCCAAUGACCCACACCUCCACCUAGAGGAUGUGAGCUGGAAGUACACCGCUUUGAAUCUGAUUGGUCCACGAGCGAUGGAUGUCCUGGCUGAGCUCUCCUACGUCUCCAUGACACCAGAGCACUUCCCCUCCAUGUUCUGUAAGGAAAUGAGUGUGGGCUAUGCCAACGGGAUCAGAGUGAUGAGCAUGACUCAUACCGGAGAACCAGGUUUCAUGCUCUACAUCCCUAUAGAGUACGCGCUGCACGUGUACAAUGAGGUGAUGUCAGUGGGGCAGAAGUAUGGCAUCCGUAAUGCAGGGUACUACGCACUGAGGAGCCUUCGCAUCGAGAAAUUCUUCGCCUUCUGGGGUCAGGACCUCGACACCUUCACCACACCGCUAGAGUGCGGACGAGAGUUCAGGGUCAAGUUCGACAAGGACACUAACUUCCUUGGCCGCGAGGCGUUGCUCCAGCAGCGUCAGGAGGGAGUGUUCCGCCGGUUCGUAAUGCUCGUCCUGGAAGACCACGACACGGAGCUGGACCUGUGGCCGUGGUGGGGCGAGCCCGUUUACCGCAGCGGUCAGCUGGCUGGAACAACCACCAGCAGCGCCUACAGCUACACUCUGGAGCGCCACGUCUGCCUGGGCUUUGUGUCUCCGCCCCCAGGCCCAGAGGGCCUCCCCACGCCCAUCACCCCCGACUUCAUCAACCGUGGCGAUUACGAGGUAGACAUAGCGGGACAGCGCUACCGAGCCAAAGCAAAGCUCUACCCCUUCAGCUCCCUCUUCGCCCAACAGAAACGGCGCAAGGAGGACAUGGAGCUCAGCAACUUCCAGGGAAAGUGAGGCAGCGGUGGGAUC
This is a messenger RNA of Cyprinodon variegatus (sheepshead minnow), 2828 nucleotides long. RefSeq names its product pyruvate dehydrogenase phosphatase regulatory subunit (gene pdpr). Gene Ontology annotation, cellular component: mitochondrion; cytoplasm; mitochondrial matrix. NCBI's taxonomy places the organism in Eukaryota, Metazoa, Chordata, Actinopteri, Cyprinodontiformes, Cyprinodontidae. The record is from RefSeq and is a predicted model, not a curated record. The transcript is spliced from 18 exons. Gene Ontology annotation, molecular function: protein binding; oxidoreductase activity. The coding region runs from base 135 to 2813 and encodes 892 amino acids.